Messenger RNA from Penicillium alfredii, 1041 nucleotides. RefSeq names its product class I SAM-dependent methyltransferase. Bases 1 to 1041 code for a protein of 346 amino acids. The transcript has 10 exons. Gene Ontology annotation, molecular function: methyltransferase activity. The record is from RefSeq and is a predicted model, not a curated record. Lineage: Eukaryota; Fungi; Ascomycota; Eurotiomycetes; Eurotiales; Aspergillaceae.
AUGGCCGACCAGCCUAUUGCCGUGGAUCCGGACUUGUAUGCAGCCGACAGCACCUACAAUCCCGAUGAUUGGCAAUCGGAAACCACUUCCAUCGGGUCCUCGAUCUAUCGUGGCUUGAUGGAUAAUGGCCGUCGCUACCAAUCCCUCCGCAACAAAGAAUACAUUCUUCCAUCGGAUGAACAAAUGUUCGAGACGUACGAGGCCGGUCACCUCGUCGAUCUUAUCAUGGACUCGCACCGAGACAAUCCGCUAUUUCGUUCGCCAGUUGGGGACGACCCACAACACAUUCUGGACAUUGGGACGGGCAAGGGCACCUGGGCCAUCGAUGUCGCCGACAUGUUCCCCGGUGCGACCGUCCGCGGUGUGGACCUCUUCCCGCCUCCCGUCACUUGGAUGCCCCCGAACUGUGUGAUUGAGGUCGACGAUGUGCUUCAGGAGUGGACAUGGCGCGAACCGUUUGAUCUCAUUCAUAUGCGCAAUAUGAUCGGAGCAUUUGAUUUCAAAGAGUGGGACCGUCUCUACAGGGAGUGUUACGACAAACUGCGACCGGGUGGAUGGAUUGAACAGCUGGAGGUCGGUCCAUUUGUUCGGAGUGACGAUGGAAGUCUGCCACCCGACUCGGCUCUGGCAAGCUGGGCAACCAUCGUGCAGCAAUGCGGAGAACGUGCAGGCCGACCCUGCGACAUCGUGAAUAGCCUGCCGACUAGUAUCCGAAAGGCGGGCUUCGUGGAUGUGCAUGAGAAGACUUACAAGUGGCCGAUCGGCCCGUGGCCCAAGGAUCAGAAGUACAAGGAGGCCGGCACGGUCAACAUUCAACAUUGGCUGUCGGGCAUGGAAGGAUGGUGCAUGUGGCUCCUGACCAAAUACGGAUCUCCAGAGCCGUGGACGAAGGAUGAAGUCCAUGUGUAUGUGGCCAACUUGCGCAAGGAUCUCAAGAACCCUCACUACCAUCCUUACCACAAGGCCCGACGAGUGUGGGCACGCAAGCCGAUGCCUGGUGAAGUGGUUGGUGGCCCAUCGCCGUCCUCAAUCAUCUCCUGA